Molecule: messenger RNA, 2264 nt
Organism: Botrytis sinoallii
Lineage: Eukaryota; Fungi; Ascomycota; Leotiomycetes; Helotiales; Sclerotiniaceae
Exons: 2
Coding region: 1118-1702 (194 amino acids)
Source: RefSeq, a predicted model, not a curated record
AAAACCUAAAGUGCAAACACAUUUAGAUGUAUUUUACAAUACUCGCCCUUCCAACCUUCCUACAAAUAUCAAACAGAAAGCCAAGCUUCGUUCAAAUCUGGAUCCAAUUCAGACGAAUACUACUGAACCACUCGGUAGCUCGAUCUGUAACAUGAUGUUAGCUUAAGUGGGGUGAGGCAGUCUGAGAUCCAAGCGCAAGUACUUUAUCGCACACGCGUCAAAGUCGCGUCUCUCACGGUCACACUCAUACAGAUUACCAAAAACUUUAAUUCUGGACUGCAAAUAUACAUCAACUCAAUUCAUUCAGCCCGACUUUGCACAAUUCAAUCACAAGAAAUUAUCCUCGCACACAGAUUGCAAAAGAUAAAGGAACCCUAAACAUCAUGCUCGCGAUACGUCCACCAUCUAGUCAAUCUUCAUCGAAACCCUCGAAAAAAUACACACCGAAUCUCAUCCCAUGUCGCAUAAAUCACACGGCCCCAAUUAAGAUCGAAAAGAGAUAUUGGGAUCCAAAAAUUACAAAGAAUCAAAGGGGAAAGGAAGAAUUGGUGUCAUAUUUCAGAGGUAGAAGAUUGAUUGGAAGGAAGGUUAAGGUUCCGGAAGGAUGGAGGGGGGUUGUUUUGAGAGUGGGCGAAGAAAUUAUGCCACGAGAAUCGACUGCUGAGGAUGAGAGACAAGAAGACGAGGAGGAUGAGGAUGAAGUGGCAGAAAAGGAAAUCGAAACAAAAAUAGUUGAUGAAGAAGGUGCUUUUGAUGACUUGACAGUAUGGGGGCAUGAGUGUUUGGUUGAUGCGAGUGGUGAUAUGGUCGUCAGAGGAAUGGAAGAGUGGAUGGCAUGGGCGAGUGUGAUCCACAGCUGCGAGGACGAGAUUAGCAAGGAGGAUGAAAAGUCAAAUUAAUAAACGAAUCUCUACAUUCUUUAUAAUGGGAUACAGGGGAGUUCUAUGGCGUUGACAAAGGAUGCAUCGAUAGUUGCUCUGUGUUGGAUCCAGUAUCAUACCAGACACACAAAUUUGUAUUGAGCGAGGAUUGACAAAAAAACAUCAAGUCGUCAAAAGUUUCAUUGCUGGAGUACAUUGGAAAGGCUUGAAAGGCUGCUCUGCACCUCAAAGAUCGAAUGGGAAUAUGUUUUAAGAUUUACAAUCAAAUCGAAAGGUGUACAUAUAGCGCCAGAUCAAAGAUCGAUUCGUUUUCGCUUCGUUCUUGGGUUGCUCGAGGUUUCCUCUACACUAUCCUCCUUCUUAACCUUUCGCUCCUCUUUUAUUUCACUCCGUGGCCUCUUUCGUUGUCUACACCUCUUCAGGUUCCCUAUCUCUUCGCCCUCUUGUUUUAUAUAUUUUGCUUCUUCGCUUUGUUCCCGCUCUUUUACUUCCAAACCCUCUUCAACAUUCCAUGUUUUCUCUCCGUGGACACUUAUCCAGUCUUUCAAUUCCCUUUGAAACUUUUCCUUCAAAGCUUUGUACCCUUCAUGCCCCCGGCACCUUUCCCACUUUUCUUUGAAUAUGCCACUAGCAAUCAGUUUGUCUUCCUGUUCUUCAUGCCCUUGACUCUUUUCUAUUUCCACUUUUUCCCCAUCCUUUCCAAUAUCGUACUUUCGUCCCCCUUUAUGAUUCGCAUAGCGUUUCGAUCGCGUCAUACCCAUUUGUAUAAAUUUUCUACUCAUAUCCAUACCUACAAAAUCAUCUUCUUUGUAAAAACGUAGAAAUUCUCCAUACAAGGCGUUCGAGGACUUUUCUGCAAUCGAGGGAGUUCGGAAUCGCCAAAGAGGUAGGAGAUAGGAUUUGUAAGGCUCAUACGUUAGGACUCCUUGUUCUCCUCGUCGAAUGCGAUAGGUGUAAUAUUGAGAUGGAGGAGGACGGGUGAAUUGGCCGGGAGAAGGCAGGACAUCGUCGAUAGAUUUGGAGGAACGUGGUGGCAUCGUUGUGGUGAUUACUUUGCCGGAUGCUGAGAAUUGUGCCUGUGAACUGUGAAAUAUCCUGUGAAUGUUCAAUUUCUUCCUGGGUGCUAUUUUACGUAUAGUAAAUAAGUCAAGUAUCAUGCUUUGGGGGUUCUAGUGGACUUAGAUUUCGAUAAUAGUCUGGAGGCGGAGUACAUGAUUGUGAUACAACAUUGCCCUUGGACAGAGGGGGCAAUGAAGUCCAACUACCUAGGUAUGACGUAUUGUAAGUUUAAGUUGGCUUUAUAUUGAAAUUGAACAGUAAACAAAUGAUCGAUCUAAGAACUUAUGCAUAGAAUUCAAUACUUGAGAACUGUUGGAUUCUUGA